AUGUUCAAAUACAAUCCUGAAACUGACAACCCCAGAAAUCUCCCUUGUUUGGAACAGAAGAAACAGCUCAACCACAGAGCGUGCUGCUUCCUUGGCCCUCCUCCACCACCCCUGUUUCCACCACCGUACUUCAGGCAUGGCUGGAGCUCUAAUCUGCUUGCCUUGGAUAUGAAAGAGUUGUGUCGGGAGCUCCAGCUAAUAGAGGCUUCCUCUCUGCCCAAAUCGCAUUGCCCUGCAGGGCCUCCUGGCCCCCAGGGUCCACAAGGUAUUCCUGGUAUAAUGGGACCAAAAGGGGAGAAAGGGGAGAUUGGCCGGCCAGGAAGAAAGGGUAGACCAGGUCCCCCGGGUGUCCCUGGGAUGCCAGGACCAGUAGGAUGGCCUGGACCUGUGGGACCGAAGGGUGAAAAGGGAGAGUUGGGUGUGAUGGGAUUGCCAGGUACAAGAGGACCAAUGGGCUCCAAGGGUUUUCCUGGAACUAGAGGAGAAAAGGGAUCCAGAGGUGACAGGGGUGACAAAGGAGUCAAAGGAGACCAGGGAGAAAUAGGCUUCCCCGGAAUGCUGGGACAAAAAGGAGAGAUGGGCCCGAAGGGACAAUCUGGAGUACCAGGACACAGAGGACCUAUAGGAAGACCCGGAAAACGAGGCAAACAAGGACUAAAGGGAGACAUUGGACCUGCGGGUAUCACGGGUCCACCUGGAAGGCCUGGUCCUUCUGGCCAGCCAGGCCCCCCUGGACCUUCAGGAUCAGGGCAAUUUGCAAUAGGACCAAAAGGGGAAAGAGGACUUCCAGGGCCUCCAGGGAGAUGUCUCUGCAGAUCCCCACAACAUGUGAAUAACCCACCAUAUGAGGAAUCUGUGUUUGGACACAGUUAUCCAAAAGUCCCUGCGAUUUUUGUGGUGAAUAAUCAAGAAGAAUUGGACCGGUUAAACACUGAAAAUGCCCUAGCUUUUAGAAGAGAUCAGAGAUCUUUGUAUUUCAAGGAUACCUUUGGAUGGCUCCCAGUCCAGCUCACCCCUUUCUAUUCUGUGGAUUACCGCUUCAAGGAUGGCGGUACCUGUGGAGAUGGGAUCGUACAGGAUGGGGAAGAGUGUGACGAUGGCAAUGCGGUUGUGACUGAUGACUGUAUAAGAUGCCGCCGUGCUUACUGUGGAGAUGGCUACAGACAUGAGGGAGUUGAAGACUGCGAUGGGAAGGAUUUUGGAUAUUUGACAUGUAAAACAUAUCUCCCUGGGUCUUACGGAAAAUUGCGAUGCACUUCUUACUGCUACAUUGACUCUACACAGUGUCGAUACUUCACAUGAAGGGAGAGGAG
Messenger RNA from Haliaeetus leucocephalus (bald eagle), 1313 nucleotides. It is a transcript of the gene COLQ, whose product is annotated as collagen-like tail subunit (single strand of homotrimer) of asymmetric acetylcholinesterase. Lineage: Eukaryota; Metazoa; Chordata; Aves; Accipitriformes; Accipitridae. The coding region runs from base 1 to 1302 and encodes 433 amino acids. The record is from RefSeq and is a predicted model, not a curated record. The transcript is spliced from 17 exons. Gene Ontology annotation, molecular function: heparin binding.